AUGGAAAUAGUUAACGUGGAAGACGGCCAGGCCGAUACGGCGGUGACGAGAAAAAAAAGUUUGUGGUCAAAAAUAAACAGUAGGACGACUUACAGUUAUUUAUUUAAUAUUGCUAUAUCGAUACUGUUAGUUACGUGUUUAGUGUUAGUGUUAUAUUUCUUUAAGGAGUAUUUAAAAACUAUCUUAUACUGGGUGGACGCUCAGGACCCUAAGAUUAUAUUUUUAUUAUUUAUGGGACUCUUUUUAAUAGUAAGUUUUCCCGUGACAAUUGGUUAUCUUGUGUUGAUUAUAACUAGUGGAUAUUUGUUUGGUAUCGUAAAGGGUCUAGGGACGGUUGUGGUGAGCGCAAACUUCGGAGUGGCUGUUGCACAUUUUACUUUAAAAAUGCUGAGGGGUUAUCUGCCUCUCGACAGACUCUUGAAGAACGAAACGGCGAGAGCUCUUCUCAAAGUGAUCGCCGGCCCGCAGGCGCUUAAGAUCGUAUUUUUUGCCAGGCUUACUCCAAUACCGUUUGGUCUUCAAAACACGAUAUUCGCUGUGAGUGAUGUCCGGGGCUGUGGCUAUCACCUGGCCACCCUGCUAGGGCUGCUGCCGGCCCAGGUCAUCAACGUCUACUUGGGGUCAACCCUCCGAUCCAUGCACGACGUACUUCAUGAAUCACACGUCACUGGGUACAUCGUGUUCGCUUUUCAGAUAUUGAUCGGCAUUACACUGAUGGUGUGGGUGGUGCAGAAAGCGAGGAAGGAGUUGACCAUCGCCAUAUUAGCAGCUGAGUUGGGACGCGAGACUUUAUCUACUAGCAGUUCCUCGAGCUAG
Messenger RNA from Danaus chrysippus (African queen), 816 nucleotides. The record is from the annotation of a GenBank genome assembly. NCBI's taxonomy places the organism in Eukaryota, Metazoa, Arthropoda, Insecta, Lepidoptera, Nymphalidae.